Drosophila nasuta is the source of this 818-nucleotide messenger RNA. RefSeq lists its product as uncharacterized. The record is from RefSeq and is a predicted model, not a curated record. Bases 243 to 773 code for a protein of 176 amino acids. The transcript is spliced from 2 exons. NCBI's taxonomy places the organism in Eukaryota, Metazoa, Arthropoda, Insecta, Diptera, Drosophilidae.
GCGCCCGAAAUCAUUAUGCUGAACACGAGCCGAACAAUUUGGAGUGAAACAAAAAAUCGAUCGCACCCGAGUGGAUUUAAAAUCUACAACGAAAAUGUGAGCGCAUGCAAGUUUGAUCGGCUGAUCCGAACUGUGUGAUUAUUCGGCUGUUGAGCGCGUACGAAUUUUUUUUCAAAGCUGUGCAAAUCGUAUAUAAACUGAGCAAAAUUCCUCCAAAUAUUGACUACAAUAAUUUUAACAAGAUGCGCUGCAUACUCGUAUUGGUUCUCGUAGCUUUGAGCUUCGUGAGUACUGCUCCAACAAGAAAUAAUCUCAAAGAGGAUUUGACAAAGCUUGCUAACGAGACUACAAUAUUGUAUGAGCGUGCAAUUUUAAAAUGCCACAUAAUAGCUUGUCAAAAAGUAGUUGACAAUAAGAAUAAUAAGCAAACGGAUAUUGAGAAGGUGCAAAUGUAUCUGAAUAAGUUAGUUGAUUGGGAUGAAACUUGGCCCAAAAACGCCCAUAAAUUCUCCGUCGAAAAAAUGGAAGGCAGCACUAACAUUUUUAUCAACAUACCAAGUGACACUUUGAACAAUUUGGUAAAUGGUGACAUGUCUGAAAUCAACUUAAGAUGCGAUAAAUUAAGAACACAAAUACUUGAUGAAUUCGAAGCUAGAGCUACUGAAAUUAUUCGUUCUUAUAGGGAAGCUGGAUAUACUGAUGCUAAAAUGGAUGAAUGGUAUAAUAAAUUUCUUAAAAAUCGUGAAUCCGAAAUUUUUGCAUUGCUAUCUUAGUUCUUAAAAGACAAAACGUUUUAAAAUAAAGCAAACAAUCAAAAA